This is a messenger RNA of Parasteatoda tepidariorum (common house spider), 5974 nucleotides long. It is a transcript of the gene Ctns, whose product is annotated as lysosomal cystine transporter cystinosin. Gene Ontology annotation, molecular function: L-cystine transmembrane transporter activity. The record is from RefSeq and is a predicted model, not a curated record. Gene Ontology annotation, biological process: L-cystine transport. NCBI's taxonomy places the organism in Eukaryota, Metazoa, Arthropoda, Arachnida, Araneae, Theridiidae. Gene Ontology annotation, cellular component: vacuolar membrane.
UAUGACGCUUAUUUCUUUAAAAUAUACUUUUUUUGUUUACAGAAAUGCGUCUGCUUCGUCUGUUUGUGGGAGGAUGUGAUCAUGAUUCAUAAAUUGAAUGUCAUAAUUAAGUUUUAUCGCAUCUCCCUUUUUAAAUAUGUGACAUGUUAUCUUUUUGUUUUAAGAAAGUAAAAAAGAUAACGCGUUUAAUCAGUUUGUUUCUAAAUGACGUAAUUCAUUGCUUAUAAAAUCUCCAGCAAAACUAAAAAAAGUCCUUUUUAACUAUCAUAACAAACCUGCACAGGUUUGAAAUUUUUUAAAAACUAUUUAUUGAUUUUAUUCAACUGUUACUCACUCUAUACUGUUACUUAAUUUAUAUUACCAGGAAUCUCUGUUUUUCAUAUUUUUAAAGAAAUGGCUUUACAGUCUGCGAUGUUCGUUUUAUGUGCUAUCUGCUUAAGCAUUGUCAUCCCAUCUUCAGCUGUCAAUGUUCUGUCUGUCUCUGAACGAGAAAUCUCCUUCAAUCUACACACAAAUGCAUCUUUUAACUUGAAUUCAAGCGAACCAGUAUCUGAAAAUGUUACUAUUUGGUUUGGCUAUACGGAUGGUAAUAAUUUGUAUCCAUUGCCGAAUAGCACUUUUGUUGAAAAUGGAACUCUGAUCGAUUUAACUUUUACUCUUGCGGCAAAAGAAGCUGGGCAUACAACUGUAAUCGCUAAAGUGACGCCACCUAUACUAAUUGUUAAAGACGCAUAUAUUAGAGUUGGUGUGUACAAGUAUGAUGCUUGGAAUGUAAUUAGCUCAAUAAUUGGAUGGUUAUAUUUCAUUGCCUGGUCUGUUUCAUUUUAUCCUCAAAUCAUUGAAAACUACAAAAGGAAAAGUGUGAUUGGAUUGAACUUUGAUUUCCUUGGUUUGAAUUUGACUGGAUUUAUAGCCUAUUCUGUUUUCAAUAUUGGUUUGAAAUAUGUUAAAGAAGUUCAGCUUGAAUAUCAUACAGUGCAUCCUACUGGAAUUAUACCUGUUGAAACCAAUGAUGUUGUUUUUGCUGUUCACGCAGUAUUUGCUACUCUUGUAACAAUUUUCCAGUGUUUUAUUUAUGAACGAGGAGAUCAGCUGAUUGCGAAGUCUACAGUUGCAAUACUUGCUCUUGUUUGGUCUACAGCUGGAGUUUUUCUUUUGCUGACUGCUUUGCACGUUAACAAAUACACUCCUUGGUUGACCUUUUUGUAUUUCUUUUCCUACGUAAAGUUAGGAGUUACUCUGACUAAGUACAUUCCUCAGGUUGUGUACAAUUACCAAAGAAAAUCAACAGUUGGUUGGAGUAUAGGCACUGUUUUAUUUGAUGUUGUUGGUGGUCUCUUUAGUAUUGGACAAAUGUUUAUAACAGCUUAUAACUUUGAGGACUGGUAUUCUUUUGUUGGCAACUUCACGAAAUUCGGAUUGGGUGUUGCAUCUUGUACAUUCGACGUCAUUUUCAUGAUUCAACACUUCUGCUUGUACAGACACAAUCACCUGCCAAGUGACGAAAGUGCUCUGAUUGCAUAAAAUUGUUGGCAAGAACAACACAAUUUCAAAGAAUUUAAAUGCGUGCUAGACUUUCCUAAACUGAGGUCGUCCUGCUUUUAUUGUGAAAUUACCUUGUGAAUCUUCUUUUAUUCUCUUAUAUAAUUGUGAUAUUUAAAAAACUUUUUUUUUCGUUAUUUAUUUUUUGUUUGUACUCAUGUUGGUGUUUAUCUUUGAUGCUACCUACAAUCGAUGAAAUUUCGUGACAUGAAGUUUUUGUAGCGAGCUGCUAAUUCCUUCAACUUUUUAACAAUCGUUUGACAUUUUUCGAACAAUCACGUUCAUAAUUUUCAUGUGACUUUAUUAAUCUCUAUUUUAUAAUGUUUCUUUUUAUCAAGAUUCAGAAUAAUUCUGUCAGAAAAACAAAUUGCAACAGAAAAAGUUACAAUUUUAAAGAUUAAUAAAAUUCAGUUAAUGAUUUUUAGAAAAUUAUAGAACAUUCUUACUGGAUCUAGUUUGACUGUUCUUAAAAUGCACCAAUCAGAUUCCCUAUUUCUAAAUUAUAUUCCAUAUAAAUUUUUAGUUGAAUAAAAAAGUUGUAAUUAAAAAAUACAGUCAGUAGAGCAUUUGAAAAUAUUUUGUACAAACAUUUAAAGAAAACAUUGUAAUCCUACAUAAAAUCGUUAGUUAAUUAACAAGAAAGAUGGAAUAUCUCCUCUUUUCUCUUAAAGAUUAAACUUUUACUUGUUUGCAAACGGUAGCGAAAGAACAUUUCUAGUCAUGGAACUCGAAACUUAUGAAACGCGCUCCAAAAAUUCCUAGUCAUGGAAUUCACCUAAUAUUUAAUCAUAAAUAAGAAUAAUCUUAUUGAAAAACUGUUUUAAAUAGUUCAAUCAAUUAACGACUCAAUUAAGUAUAGUUGGCAUUAUUUUUUUCAUUUAACUAGACAAAAUUUGUCUAGAUAAUUAUUUUUACACCAGAGGUAAUGCAAACUCCAGACGGUUCCUCUAAUUUUUUUAAUAACUUAAUUUCUUCAUCGUUUAAGCAGUAAUUUUACGGAAUCUGAAGACACUGCCUGACGAUGUAGUUUACAUAAAAAUUAACCAAUUCCGAUUAACCGAUUUUUAUGUAAAUUACAUCUCUCUGUGUAAAUAGAAUUUGCUAAUUUUUAUGAAAACUACAUUUAAUGCUCAAGUUAUAUGGCGCAUUUAAAUUAGUUAGAAAAAUAAUGGCACAUAUUAUAGAAAAAGUUGCCUGUCCCUGGUUUAGACCAAAAAGAUUGUUUUUUGGUAAUUUUUUUCCGCACAAUUAAUAAUUAAAAUGCAAUCUUUAAUCGAUUGUUUGCCAGCUAUAUUAAUUAAACUUAAUCAUUUAAAUAUUCUAGUAGAAUUUUGUCACCAAAUUUGCCCUUUAUUAGCAUUUCUAGUGAAAUUACUAUUGGUUUAGAAGCAUUUGCAAAUAUUAACACAAUUAAAAAUUUGCAUCAUUCGCAGCUAUUUUUAUUCUAUCUAUAUGAUUUGCUAUUGUAGAAUUGUAGUUAGAUAUGUAUAUGAGCAUCACAUUACACUUUAUUUCAUUUUCUAAUAAUUGCUUAAAUUGUAAAAGAAUCAGUUGUUAUUAAUACUGAAUCUAUAUUCUUCUUACAGUAAUUUUGACUUUACUACAUGUGGUAAUUUUUACAUGUGAUCUUUUUUAGACACCUCGCUGCUUUAUUUUAAUGAAAAUAAUGUUUUGUACUACAUAUGCAUGCAAUGUAAGUACCUUUAAUGUUUCUUACUAAUGCUCAAAAACUAUUUCUUUUUCUUAGAGUGCCAUAAGGUAUAUUUUUUUAAAUAGUUUCAUUUAACUUUUUGCUACUUAGUUUAAUAGUUAAUUCAGGUUAAACAAUUGAAUGUAAUCGUAAAAAACAGUUGCUUUUUGUACUUAUUACAGAAAUAAGUGUUUUGGUUCAACCAAAAAGAAAAAACUGUUUUUAUAUAUUUUAUUGCUUUAAAUUUAAAAAUAAAGUGUUUAAAAAAAUAGCGAUUUUUUUUGUAAAAGACUUUAUAAUGGAAUCCUAUACUAAAUCCUAGUUUAAAAUUUUAAAAAAUGUUAAAAUUUGGCUUUUUUUUUAAUCAGAAAAAAUUUAAACUUGAUAUCUAAUUAAACUUUUGUUAGUUUUUUAAUUGUGGAUUGUAAUUAAAAAAUUAUUACGAGAUUAAUUUGGUUUAGUUUAAACUAACAUAAAAUUGAUAAAAUUUGCCCUUUUCUAUGAGAAAAAAAAAAUUCAUCUCAAAAAUCCGUUUAAAUUUGUAACAAAUAUUUGUGCAUUGUGAUUCAAAGAGUUGAUUAAUAUUGUACAUAUGUUUUUAUAAACGAAAUAUUUGCUCAACUAGAUCAAGAAAUGUUUAGCAGUUUGUUAAUUUUAAGACAUGUUGAAAUUAUAUACAAACAUUUUUAAUGAAUCUUUUACUUUUAAAAAAGAAAAGUGGAUUUUAUCAGAAGUAACCCCUUUUUAUUUCUAUGCAUAAAAAAUAUUUAUAUGUCACAUUAAUAAGUUCCCCCAUAAAAAGUGAUUUUUGUACCGGUUUGUAUUUAAACUUGAAAAAAUUGUAAUAAAAAUAAAUCGACUAUGCUUAGUUUUAGAAAUAUAUACCCUACUGUUCACCAAAAAUAUCUUUGAAAAUAUACCACGUCCUUUUGGUAAUUCAUGCUGAAUGUACCAUAACUUCGUCCAAGUAGACUAAACUUUUAAACUAAUAUAUGAUAAAUUGAAUUAGUGGGCUUUACAAUCUACUACAGUAGUUUUAGUAAUUAAAUAAUAGAAAUCUUUAGGUAAUUUUUUUGUAAUGAUUGUUGAAAAGCAAUAUCCAGCUUCACCAUCUUCCUUGAACUUCUAUAAAUGUUCCCAUCUCUUCUAAAAUUAAAAUAUUUUAUUGUAAAUAUUACUAUUUAAACUACAUUAAAUGUUUUCUUUUCUAGAAAACUUAAUUUUUUAUUAAAAAGAUUCAAAUGAGAAAACUUAAAAAAGAAAAAACAUUCGUUACAGGGUAUAAGCAUUUUUAAGCUUUCACAAUUUUUUUUUUAAAAAAUUAUAGUACUUAUAUGAUGAUUACUUAGCAAUAGGAUCCACCUGGUACAUAAUCAAUUAUAUAAUAAUCAAUUAUAAUAAUAAUCAAUUUUCUUCCGACGGAACUCCAACUUUAGAAAUAAAGUAAAAGACAAUCUAGAACGUAUUAACAAUUGAAAAAAAAAGGAAUGAAAUUUUUUUCGUUUUAUCAUUAAUAAUCUUAAAUUUAGGUUUUAUUUUCGACAGUCGAGUUUUUAGUCUUGGAGCUGCAUUGUCUAGCUAAAAAUUUGUUUUUGUAUUGCAAUAAAAUGAAAAAAUAAAAAGAACUGCUAUAAAUAUUGAAACAUAUUUCUUCAACGCAUUUAGUAACUUUAUUUUAAUUUGAAAAGUCCAGUGUGAAAUACAAUUACAAUUUUUAUUAAUGCGUGUAAUAUAUUUUUUUAAAUUUUCCACCUCUCACUGGCAUUUUAUUUUUAAUAAUUUUGUACAGGCGAUUGGAAUAAUGGAUUAUUAAUGGGAUAUAAAAAGGUUAAAAAAAACUGUUUAAAAACAGUCUUGGAAGGUACCUCGGAAUACAAUUUGGGAAUUGCUGGUUUAAUGUGUACAAAAGUUGUAUUUCAACAUGCAAAAACUUCACAGGGUAAAAAAAAUCCUGAUUUAAAAACUUAAUCAGAGAUCACUGAGUCUAAUUAAGGUUGAAUUUGAACCUCCAUUAAAACAAUUUUAUUUCUUUAACAAAUAGUUACAAUAAAAAAAAAAUUUGCUUUUUAGGAAACAAUGUUAAUUUAAAUUUGAUUAUAUAUUGUAAUUUAAUCAGGAAACCUGCUUUAUCCGGUCAAUGCUUUCAAAGGUAUGCAUUUGUAAACAAACAGAGCAAGAUAUUUGUCUUUCAAUUAUUUCAAAAUCACACAAUUCUAACCGAUUAAGUAUGACGGUGACAAAUCAAACAAUUUUUUAAUGAAAUUGUCAAUUAAAGUUUGGUUUUAUUUGUAAAUAUAUUGGUAAAAUUAAUAAUUAUUACAAUUGUGUGUAAACUACUCAACACUGUGUACAUAAACUAUUGCUUGUUGGUUUUUCUCUUUCUUCUACUGUAAAUAUAUCGUAUUAAAAAGAGCUAUAUUUUGUUCACUUUAACCCUUUAUGUCUUGAUAGGAUAUUUAUUUGAUCAUUUAAUGCAACAACAAAAAACGUUCCAAUAUUGAACAUAAAGGGUCAAUUUAUUAAGAAUCAAAUCUAGAGUUGUAUAAUUGAUUAAGGCAUGCAAAUAUUUGUAGAAUAUAAGCUUCGUUAAAAGACUUGCACGUCUGUUUUAUUCUUUGUUUGUAUAGCAGGAGCACUAUAGAACCAAAAGAGAUAUUGGGUUCCUUUGUUUUUAUGUUAUAGUUGCAUGUAUCAACUAUAUUUCAAGUGUAGCUUAUCAGAAUAAAACUCUUACGAACUCCA